This is a messenger RNA of Notechis scutatus (mainland tiger snake), 1281 nucleotides long. Lineage: Eukaryota; Metazoa; Chordata; Lepidosauria; Squamata; Elapidae. The record is from RefSeq and is a predicted model, not a curated record.
UUUGGGGGGGGGGCUGCAUAAGGAUUCCAAACCGAUAAUCCGCUUGGCGCCACCUUCACCUCCGACCUCCUUUCAGCAGCUGAUCCAGGGGUUGCCUUUGUGGUCCUUAAGCGGGAUGCAGAUGAAAGGCUUCGGGGUGGGUGGGGGGGGGUGGAAACAGAGCGCAAAGCAGGCCAGGCCUCCUGCAGGUCUCACAGCAACCGUCCAGCUGCCCCUCCGGGCUCUGGGGAGGCUGGGCGGGGGAGGCCCAGGAGCCGGGCUGCAGAGUCUCUCUCUGAAGCUGGGUUGCCCCCCCUCUCCUCUCGGGCUCCUCCAGGGGAUCCUGGAGAACAUCCAGCGGAACAAGCUCAUCUUCAUCGAGACACAGGACGGAGCCGAGACGAGCGUGGCCCUGGAGAAGUACCAGGAGGCCUGCGAGAACGGCCGGGGAGCCAUCCUGCUGUCGGUGGCCAGGGGAAAGGUCUCCGAAGGGAUUGACUUUGUUCACCACUAUGGGAGGGCCGUGGUCAUGUUUGGCGUCCCCUAUGUCUACACCCAAAGCCGCAUCCUGAAGGCCCGGCUGGAGUACCUGAGGAACCAGUUCCAGAUCCGCGAAAACGACUUCCUGACGUUUGAUGCCAUGCGCCACGCGGCCCAGUGCGUCGGGCGGGCCAUUCGCGGCAAGACCGACUACGGCCUCUUGAUCUUUGCUGACAAGCGCUUUGCCCGGGCAGACAAGCGGGGGAAGCUGCCUCGCUGGAUCCAGGAACACUUGACGGAGGCCAACCUCAACCUGACGCUGGACGAGGCCGUGCAGGUGGCCAAGCACUUCCUGCGCCAGAUGGCCCAGCCCUUCCGCCAGGAAGACCAGCUGGGCCUUUCCCUGCUCACCUUGGAGCAGCUGCAGUCAGAGGAGACCCUGCGCAGAGUGCGCGAAAUCGCCCACCAGGUGUGAGGGGCGGUGGAAGCUGCUAGCCAUGCCAGCCAUCACGCUCUGCAGGCAGGGACCCCGGCUGGCCGGCCAUCCCUCCAUCCAGACUGCGGAGCUGAGCGGGGUAGAGAAGCGGAGGAGCCCGGGGGGGGGGGGGGGGGGACGACAAUCCCCUCGGCCCUCCCCCUCCCCCCACUAAUCCUGGAUUUCUGGACUGAGGUUUUAAUAAAGGGGAGUAGUGUGUUGCUACUCAAGGGAUUUUCUCUGUGUGUGCGAGAGAGCGAGAGCGACAGAGAGAGAACCGGGGGAGGCGUGUGACCCUUUUCAUCCAAAGUCACCUGGGGGGGUGGGCUAUAAAGCUCGCAGAGGCC